AGGCAGAGGCAGAGGCAGAGGCAGAGGCAGUGGCAGAGGCAGAGGCAGAGACAGAGGCAGAGGCAGAGGCAGAGGCAGAGGCAGAGGCAGAGGCAGAGGCAGAGGGAGAGGCAGAGGCAGAGGGAUACUUGCAAUUUUGUUUAGAAAUACAAAGGAUGAAUUAAUUAACUCAAACUUUUUCCUUUAUUCUUAUUUUGUUUUGUGCCAGCCUAGGUCUGCUUCUGCCCUUGAGGUAUCCAGGUACCAUUGUGCACUGAGUAGGACUGAAAAGAACAAAGUUUAUUCUGAAGUUUGAGCAGAUUACAGCGGCUGGGUGAAAUGAAGUUUUGCACACCAAGAGGCUAGGGGAAAGCAUCCCUCCUCAGUUCAUCUGCUGAACAUCAGCCUUCUGUUCUGUUGUGCAGGGACUAAACCUUCUUCCCUGAGACAUCAUGGCCCUGGCCCCAGAAUUGAGCAGACAGACAAAACUGAAAGAGGUCGCAGGGAUCCCACUGCAGGCUCCAACUGUCGACAACUGGAGUCAGAUUCAGACCUUCAAGGCGAAGCCAGAUGACCUCCUCAUCUGUACUUACCCUAAAUCAGGGACAACAUGGAUUCAAGAAAUUGUCGACAUGAUUGAGCAGAAUGGGGAUGUAGAGAAGUGCCAGAGGACCAUCAUUCAACACCGACACCCUUUUAUUGAGUGGGCUCGGCCACCCCAACCAUCAGGUGUGGACAAAGCCAAUGCGAUGCCAGCUCCAAGGAUAUUAAGGACCCAUCUUCCCACUCAGCUGCUGCCACCGUCUUUCUGGACAAACAACUGUAAGUUCCUUUAUGUGGCUCGAAAUGCCAAAGACUGCAUGGUUUCCUACUACCACUUCUACAGGAUGAGCCAGGUGCUCCCCGAUCCAGGCACCUGGAAUGAGUAUUUUGAAACCUUCAUCAAUGGAAAAGUAAGUUGGGGAUCUUGGUUUGACCAUGUGAAAGGAUGGUGGGAAAUUCGAGACAGAUACCAGAUUCUUUUUCUCUUCUAUGAAGAUAUGAAGAGGGACCCAAAGCGUGAAAUCCAGAAGGUAAUGCAGUUCAUGGGCAAGAAUUUGGAUGAAGAGGUCGUGGAUAAAAUAGUCCUGGAGACAUCGUUUGAGAAAAUGAAAGAGAAUCCUAUGACAAAUCGUUCUACAGUCCCCAAGUCUGUCCUGGACCAGUCCAUUUCCCCUUUCAUGAGAAAAGGAACUGUGGGUGAUUGGAAAAACCACUUUACUGUAGCUCAGAAUGACAGGUUUGAUGAAAUCUAUAAGCAAAAGAUGGGCGGAACCUCUCUAAACUUCUGCAUGGAACUCUGAUCAAGAAGGACAUCUAAGACAGGAGUCUGUCUGCAAGCCUCAAUUCAGCCAAAGGAAGCUCUGAAAGCAACCUGUAAAGGCCAAGGAUUGUGGCUCCUACUCUGUGAUAACUAACAUCACAUUACCAUUCAUAAAAGCAUCAUGUUUAGUAUAUACUUCCUCCACUCUUCAGUACAAAUCAGUAACACAGCUUAACGAGCUAGUAAAUAAACACAUAAAUAAAACUCUAGUAGUAUACAUUUUAUGAUGACAUUCUUCUAGAAGGUAUAACCAGGAUACUAACUCUGAAACACACAUCAAUAGUGAUCAUCUAAAUUAAAGUACAUGAAAUCUUAAAGUCCUUCCUGUUCAGUCUGUUUUGCCUGAUUACAAUGGGAAGAGUCAACAUGUUGCAACUUGUUGCAAUGUGUUUAAGGGAGCAGGUUCUGUGGGAGGAAAGUGAGGGAAGAACUUCAAGGAGAUGUCAGAAAUCCAAGUCUUAGUAAAGGGAAUCCUACUUCUAGGUCAUAAAGGAAACAGACAGAAGACAUGAAGGUGGCCUUUGGAAGCACAAAUUGUGUCUGGACAAGAGCAGAAUGGAGGCUUGAUGCUCAGUGUGGAGCCAGUUGAGUUUUGAUCUCCUGUCAUCGCUUCUGAGGAACAGCUUGUACUUUUGCCCACUUUAGCAGAGUCCAUCUGCAUUUGCUUGCCAGCAUACUUCCUUCCACCUCCCACUCGCUCCAUGUCUUGGGCAUCCUUUUACUCCCAGUAACCAGGCAAUAUGGAGAACACAGCAUGUUGCACGACUGAAUGAUGGCUCAGAAGACAGAAAGGCAAACAUGUUUUGGGUCUCAGCACUUACCCUGUCACUUUAGUUGCAGAUGUCAGCACUGCUAAGCUGAGAUCAGCAGGAGCAGCCUGUGGCAUGAGCAGGAUAUAUAUGUGAGCUCAGGGUACCUAGCAUGAGCUAGAAUGACAUUUCCUUUCAAUCACUCAAAUGUACACUUUCUCCUAAAUGUCGAGGACGUGGGCACAGCAUGUGUUAGUGCCAGCAAGAGCCAUUAGAAUGUGUGGUAGAACUUAGUGGGUGGAAGCUACGAAACUGGACUGUGACCUAGAAGAGAAUGAGUGCUCCUGGCCCUUGCUUUUUCUUUCCCUUGUUUCUUGGCCAUGAAAAAUUCAAUAAUAUGAGGUGGGCAGUUUUGCUCUGUCAUUUAAUUCCAUGAUGAUAUUCUGUCCAUCUGACCAUGGAAUGUAAAUUCCAAAAGCAAAAGCUAAAAUAAAGCUUUUGUCUUUAUAACUUGCUUAUCCCAGAUACUCAUUAAAGUGAAAGGAAGCUCAACAACCCAUUCCCAACGAUGUGGCUAUAAAAUGCUGAAAAACAUCUGUAAUUUUGUUGAACUUAGAAGCAACUGUUUGGUUACUACUAAAAUCUAACUAUAUGUGCAUAGAUAAUUGACAACUUCUAUGAUAUAAAAGAUGUUUAUAUCCUGAUUGGAUUGUAAAUUUUUAUUGUUUUCUUCUAUGUCUUCACAUGUGUAUUGAAGUAAUUCAGUUUCUGUAAGUAAUUUGUCUGUUCUUACAAUCCAAACCAAAUAGAAGUUCGUAUACCUUCUUCCUUUCAAGGUUAAGUUCAUAACAUCCCAGAGUCGCUCCAGCGUAUUUAAGGCGCAGCUUGUGUCUUCAGCCAGGUACUGUUAACAGUAAAUUUGGGGUAAAUUGUUGAAACUUGUUGGUGAUGAACUUAAGCCUCUACUGGCUUUGUCUUGCUUGGAGUUUACAUUUCUAUUCAGAAUUGAAAAUAACAGUAACUUGUAAAGUUGUUCAAAAUUGUAAAACAUAUAAUGUUAGUUUAGUAAGUGCAAGAUAAUUUACCCACUGGUAAUUUUAACUAUUACUUUUGGAGCAAAGAAUGAAUAAAGUAAAUGAAAUAUUACAUCUGAACUAUAGCUAAGUAA
Messenger RNA from Rattus norvegicus (Norway rat), 3259 nucleotides. Its product is annotated as sulfotransferase 1C2-like. The record is from RefSeq and is a predicted model, not a curated record. Lineage: Eukaryota; Metazoa; Chordata; Mammalia; Rodentia; Muridae. Gene Ontology annotation, molecular function: cholesterol sulfotransferase activity; aryl sulfotransferase activity; sulfotransferase activity. Gene Ontology annotation, cellular component: lysosome; mitochondrion; cytoplasm.